UUAUAUUUUGUGCUCGAUCUAUUCGUUAGUUUUAUCCCGUUUUCUGUGUCUCAUCUGUGUCGAUUCGAACGUGUUUUCCUCAUUGUCCAUCGCUUUAUCGGAAGGAUCAUUCUGCGGUACAUAAUGUCGACCAGCGCUAAGGUAAAGGGCUUGGCAGUGUUGAGCGAAGCAGCAGCCGGAGCAGCAGGGAGCAGCAACGCUGCCAUGCUGCCCUCGCCGAUCAUCAAAAAAAUUUCACCGAACGGUGCCUGCACGCAGGACGUGUCGUUCGAGGCGUACAAACAGCCAAAGAACAAAUCCAAACGGCGCAGCUUCUCGCCGAUGGUACACCAGGCACCGCUGGCAUCGCCCGACCUGUCGCCAAUCGAAAUGAGCGAAAAGUUCGGUUUAUCGCCACGGCUCAACACACCGCGUACCGUACCACACGUUGGUGGCUACCAGCCUGGCAAACCACUUCUUCUAGCUAAACCACCGAAACCGAGAAUGCACAAAAAACUGUCACCGAAGGAAGAUUCGGGGUUAUCGACGCCCGUGGUGAAGCGUGAGCUGGAGCACCGCAUCUGCGUGUCGAACAUCCUGCAGGACAUGGGACUGUCGAAGUACAUACGCAUCUUCACCAACGAAGAGAUCAACUUCGAGGUGUUUCUCACGCUAUGCGAAAAGGAUCUGCACGACAUUGGCAUCCACUGUCAGGAGGAUAUCGAGAAGAUUCUGGCUAAAAUUACCGAUUACAAUAUGAGUGGAGAUGCUUGAGAGGGUCGUCGUGCUUCCCGUCCACCGUGUGAUUGUUAUGUUUCCUUCAUUUUGCUUUUAUUAAUAAGACGAAACAAUAUUUAUAUUU
Anopheles darlingi is the source of this 841-nucleotide messenger RNA. RefSeq lists its product as uncharacterized. The coding region runs from base 124 to 753 and encodes 209 amino acids. NCBI's taxonomy places the organism in Eukaryota, Metazoa, Arthropoda, Insecta, Diptera, Culicidae. Gene Ontology annotation, molecular function: protein binding. The record is from RefSeq and is a predicted model, not a curated record. The transcript is spliced from 2 exons.